Rhincodon typus (whale shark) is the source of this 1725-nucleotide messenger RNA. RefSeq names its product cyclin-dependent kinase 10 (gene cdk10). The transcript is spliced from 14 exons. Bases 132 to 1211 code for a protein of 359 amino acids. Gene Ontology annotation, molecular function: ATP binding; cyclin-dependent protein serine/threonine kinase activity. Gene Ontology annotation, cellular component: nucleus. NCBI's taxonomy places the organism in Eukaryota, Metazoa, Chordata, Chondrichthyes, Orectolobiformes, Rhincodontidae. The record is from RefSeq and is a predicted model, not a curated record. Gene Ontology annotation, biological process: regulation of mitotic cell cycle; protein phosphorylation.
AUAUACAGAAGGGGGCGCAGUUUGCUGCAACUUCACUCCGGGCGGUUAUGGUCGGCCAUCAAGCCGCGGGUUAACGGCGGGGGAGUGGAUACUCGGCCACCGGCUCGCUGGGAGAGAAGCUGCUCCGGAUCAUGGCGGAUGUGAAUGAGGAACCGGAUCAAAUCCGCUUGAAGUCGCUGAAAUAUGAGGGGAGCUUCACGGUGCCGACGGAGGACAAGCUAGGAAGAAGCAGAAGUGUGAAAGAAUUUGUAAAAUUAAAUCGCAUUGGUGAAGGGACCUAUGGUAUUGUGUACCGUGCUCAUGAUACAAAAAGUGAUGAAAUUGUUGCCCUUAAGAAGGUUCGAAUGGAUAAAGAAAGGGAUGGAAUCCCCAUCAGUAGUUUGAGAGAGAUUAAUCUGCUCCUUAAACUGCGGCACCCUAAUAUUGUGGAGCUAAAAGAAGUAGUGGUGGGAAACCACUUAGACAGUAUUUUCCUGGUAAUGGGAUACUGUGAACAGGAUCUUGCGAGUCUUUUGGAAAAUAUGCAGUCACCAUUUUCAGAGGCUCAGGUAAAAUGUAUAAUUCUGCAAUUAUUGAAGGGAUUGCGAUAUCUACAUGAAAACUUUAUUAUUCACAGAGACCUUAAGGUGUCCAACUUGUUAAUGACUGAUAAAGGGUGUGUUAAGAUAGCUGAUUUUGGAUUGGCGCGUGCAUAUGGAGUGCCUCUGAAGCCUAUGACUCCAAAAGUGGUAACUCUAUGGUACAGAGCACCAGAAUUACUAUUGGGAACAAAGACCCAGACGACAGCUAUUGAUAUGUGGGCAGUGGGUUGUAUUCUUGCAGAGCUGCUGGCUCACAAACCUUUGCUUCCGGGGAGCUCUGAAAUCCAUCAGAUCGAUCUGAUCGUUCAGUUAUUAGGGACUCCGAAUGAGAAUAUAUGGCCAGGUUUUUCCAACCUGCCGUUAGUGGGUCAAUACACUCUGAGAAAACAGCCUUACAAUAACCUGAAGCACAAGUUUCCGUGGCUGUCAGAAGCAGGUCUCCGACUUCUCAACUUCCUCUUCAUGUACGAUCCAAAAAAGAGGGCAACUGCGGAGGACAGUCUGGAAAGUUCCUAUUUUAAAGAAAAACCAUUACCAUGUGAACCAGAGCUGAUGCCUACCUUCCCCCAUCAUCGAAACAAGCGGGCAGCUUCUAGCGUGGACAAUCAACAAAAACGUUUAAAAGUGUGAUGUAAGGAACCUACUGCCUAAAGCCGUCUCAGAUUAUUGCUCAAGGGACAAGGAAGAAUGUGCUCUAUUCCAUGCUGAAUGGGGUGAAGUGGCUGUUAUUACAAGCAACCUAGUACAAGGCAAUGCUCUGGUGAAAAUCAGUGUUCAGAGAAGAUGCACUGAAUCAAUCAAAAUGAUGUGACUGUGGGGAAGAAAACACUAGUACAGAACAGAAAUAAAAGAUUUUAAAAAUACUUCAUUGUUGUAUGAAACUAAUCAAUCUUUCAACUUUGCUGUUCUGUUGCCUCAAAGUCCAUAAACUGAACAAUUUGCCAACAUUUUGUUUUACUAUACUGUCAUGAGGUGAGUGAAAACUAUGCUGUAAUUUGUUCCGAAUCCUUUUUUUUGGUUUUAUGUUCUAAUUUUGUCUAAAUGUAACAUUCUGGAAAAAUUAUUUAAAGAUAUUUUGUGUAUGUAAUGUUACAGAAUGCUAUGAUCAGAUCUUCAUAAUAAAUCUGCUAUAUGCUGGAAAAAA